AUGCCAACAUCAGCUUCCACAAGAACCAUUCGAUUAACAGUGAUUGCAGCAGAUGGGUUGAUUAAGAAGGAUUUAUUCUUUAAAAUGCCCGACCCUUUUGCUGUUGUCACUGUUGAUGGAGAGCAAACACACACAACAACAGUAAUGAAAAAGACGCUUAAUCCUUAUUGGAAUGAAAGUUUUGACUUAAAAGUAACGAAUGAAAGUGUCAUUGCAGUCCAAGUAUUUGAUCAAAAGAAGUUCAAAAAGAAGGACCAAGGCUUCUUGGGUGUUAUCAAUAUCCAAGUUUCCAAAGUAUUCGACCUUGAAGUGGGAGGAGAUGAAAUGCUUACACUCGAACUUAAGAAAUCCAACACUAACGAAGCUGUGCACGGAAAACUGAUUCUAAACUUGUCUACAAAUGUAAACGUGCCUAUUCGAAAUGGCACAGAUACCCUUGCUCCAGGCACUUCAUCUAACAACAAUACAACAUCAUCAUCACAAUCAGCAAAUGAAACAUCGUCACCUCAUCCUGCUGUCGCCGCGCUUGCUGCUUCAGGAAGUAAUGCCGCCGCUCAUUCAAACACAAAUCUAUCCACCAACUCUACAAACGACAACAACGAUUUACCUCCUGGUUGGGAACGCAGAGUGGAUCAUUUGGGUAGACCUUAUUAUGUAGACCACAAUUCUCGCACGACGACUUGGAAGAGACCUUCUGCUAGAACGGCUCAAGAUCAGCAAAAUCAAACGGAAUUGGAGCGUCUUCGUCAUAAUGCUCGUGGAUUACCCGAGGAUAGACCAAACAGUGCUGCUGCAAGUGCUGUUUCAUUGGAAAAUAAUCACUCAGCCGCUGCUAGUGCUACUACGCCAAGUGCUGCUCCUGCUCCUGCUGCUGCUCCAUCCAGCAACACAAAUGGUGCUGGUCCAAAUGCUGGUAAUGUUACUGUUCCCAAUAACAACAUGACUUCAGCAGGCUCUGGCCCUCUUCCACCUGGUUGGGAAAUGCGUACCAGUGCAGAAGGCCGUCCUUAUUUCGUUGAUCACAAUACACGUACCACUACAUGGGUUGAUCCACGUCGUCAACAAUACAUCAGCACCAUUGGUCCUGGAUCCAAUCUUCAAGUACAAGUUCAACCUGUAUCUCAAUUGGGUCCCUUACCCUCUGGCUGGGAGAUGCGUUUAACCAGCACUGGCAGAGUCUACUUUGUUGAUCACAAUACCAAGACCACGACUUGGGAUGACCCUAGAUUACCCAGUAGUCUCGAUCAAAACGUACCUCAAUACAAGAGAGAUUUCCGUCGCAAGCUGAUCUACUUCCGCUCUCAGCCUGCUCUACGUCCAGUGCCUGGUCAAUGCCACAUCAAGGUUAGACGUGAUCAUAUUUUCGAAGAUGCCUAUGCUGAGAUUAUGCGUCAAGCUCCUGCUGAUCUCAAGAAACGUCUGAUGAUCAAGUUUGAUGGCGAAGAUGGUUUGGAUUAUGGUGGUUUAUCGAGAGAAUUCUUCUUCUUGUUGUCUCAUGAAAUGUUCAAUCCCUUCUACUGCUUGUUUGAAUACUCUGCUCACGACAACUAUACGCUUCAAAUCAACCCUCACUCAGGCAUCAAUCCCGAGCAUUUGAACUACUUUAGAUUCAUUGGUCGUGUAGUGGGUCUCUCCAUCUUCCAUCGUCGUUUCUUGGACGCCUUCUUUAUUGUUUCCUUUUACAAGAUGAUUUUGAACAAGAAGAUUCUUGUGGCAGACAUGGAAAGUGUAGACGCAGACUUUUACCGUAGUUUAAUGUGGAUUUUGAACAAUGAUAUCACUGACGUUUUGGAGUUGACCUUCUCCACAGACGAUGAUCGUUUCGGUGAGGUUGUUACUGUCGAUUUGAUCCCUAAUGGCCAAAACAUUGAGGUGACUGAGGAAAACAAGAAGGAAUACGUCAACUUGAUCACAGAGUGGCGCAUUCACAAGCGUGUCGAAGAGCAAUUCAAGGCCUUCAAGGAAGGUUUCAAUCAACUUAUUCCUCAAGAUUUAGUCAAUGUCUUUGAUGAACGUGAGUUGGAAUUGUUGAUUGGUGGUAUCGCCGAAAUUGAUGUGGAUGACUGGAAGAAGCACACCGAUUACAGAGGCUAUACAGAACAAGAUGAUGUUAUUCAAUGGUUCUGGAAGUGUAUUCGUACUUGGGAUAGCGAGAAAAAAUCCAGAUUAUUACAAUUUACUACGGGUACUUCUCGUAUUCCUGUCAACGGAUUCAAGGAUCUCCAAGGCAGCGAUGGUCCAAGAAGAUUCACCAUUGAGAAGUCUGGUGAAGUGACACAAUUGCCAAAGGCUCAUACAUGUUUCAAUCGUAUUGAUAUGCCCCCUUACAAAUCAUACGAGACCUUGGUUGCUAAAUUGACAAUGGCCGUUGAAGAAACUGUUGGUUUUGGCCAAGAGUAA
This is a messenger RNA of Mucor velutinosus, 2400 nucleotides long. RefSeq lists its product as uncharacterized. Bases 1 to 2400 code for a protein of 799 amino acids. Gene Ontology annotation, molecular function: protein binding; ubiquitin protein ligase activity. Gene Ontology annotation, cellular component: cytoplasm. The transcript is spliced from 7 exons. The record is from RefSeq and is a predicted model, not a curated record. Lineage: Eukaryota; Fungi; Mucoromycota; Mucoromycetes; Mucorales; Mucoraceae. Gene Ontology annotation, biological process: protein polyubiquitination; ubiquitin-dependent protein catabolic process.